Molecule: messenger RNA, 579 nt
Organism: Myiozetetes cayanensis
Lineage: Eukaryota; Metazoa; Chordata; Aves; Passeriformes; Tyrannidae
Exons: 3
Source: RefSeq, a predicted model, not a curated record
AUGGAGGAAUACACCCUCUCAUCCCUGCCCAAGAUUGAUAUGAAUGACUUUAUAAUGAAGUCUUCCAUGGUCUUUUCUCAUCGUUAUAACAAGAAGAACAAGAAGAAAAAGAAGAAGAACAAGACCAACAAGAAGAACAAGCAGAAAAAGAACAACAAUAAUAAUAAUAAUAAGAAGAAGAACAAGGAGAAGAAGAAAAAGAAGGACAAGAACAACAAGAAUAGGAACAAUAAUAAUAAGAAGAACAAGAACAAUAACAAAAAGAACAAGAAAAAGGCAAAGAACAAUACAAAGAACAAGAAGAAGGAGAAGAAAAAAAGGAAGAAACAAGACAAACAAGAAAAAGAACAAGAAGAAGAACAAGUAAAAGUACAAGAACAAAAGGAAGAAAAUAAUAAGAAGAAGAUGAACAAGAACAAGAAGAAGAAAAACAAAAAGAAGAAAAAGAACAAGAAGAACAAGAAAGAACAAAAAGAACAAGAACAGAAAGAAGAAGAAGAACCAGAAGACGAAGAAAAAGAAGAACAAGAACAAGAAUAACAAGAAGAAGACCAAGAACAAGACGAAGAACAACAAUAG